Molecule: messenger RNA, 285 nt
Organism: Colletotrichum truncatum
Lineage: Eukaryota; Fungi; Ascomycota; Sordariomycetes; Glomerellales; Glomerellaceae
Source: RefSeq, a predicted model, not a curated record
AUGUGUCCUAAUGAGCGCCCCUGGUCCCAGAGCGAGGAAGAUCAGCCUCCCAUGGAUGAAAACACCAACGAAGCCGACACGUUCGAUGAUCCUACCGAGUCCGAGAUUGCGGCAGACACUGCCGAACAAGACGCAUUUAAUGCCUUCGUUAACACUAUCGCCGAACUCCUUAGCCUCGGUUUCAGCAACCAACAAAUUAUGCGCGUGUUUGCCGAAUCGCUUGAAAACGCGAAAGAAAUGCGUAACGAUAAGGAUAAAGAUGAUAGCGGAUCUGUAUCUCUUUGA